Plectropomus leopardus (leopard coralgrouper) is the source of this 2146-nucleotide messenger RNA. It is a transcript of the gene mpzl1l, whose product is annotated as myelin protein zero-like 1 like. The record is from RefSeq and is a predicted model, not a curated record. Lineage: Eukaryota; Metazoa; Chordata; Actinopteri; Perciformes; Serranidae. Gene Ontology annotation, cellular component: cell surface; focal adhesion; plasma membrane.
AGAGGGUGGGGAAAAAAAGCCAGAGGAAGAAGUAGGACUGUUUACAACAUAAUGGAGCCAAAAUGGUCAAAUAUCGUCUGCAAGCGUGUUUUAUUGACUGGAUUUACGCUAUGUAUUGUAUUAGUCACAAAACCAUCGUCGGCAAUCGACAUACACGCCGACCCUGAAGUGAUGAUGCAGAACGGCACCACGGGAACUCUUCGUUGCACCUUUAAGUCCAGUGAAGUGGUCAGCAGCUCCACCUCGGUGACCUGGAGUUUUCAGUCAAGUCAGCCCGACAAUCAGUUCUCCAAAGCUCCAUACGUGAUUUUCUACUUUUCCAAUGGAAAAGGAUUCCCAGGACAAGAUGAGUUCAAAGACAGAGUGCAGUUUAUUGGAGACAUAAACAAGAGGGAUGUUUCGAUACAGCUGAGUCCGGCUCAGUUCAGCGACAACGGGACCUUCUUCUGUGACGUGAAGAACCCGCCAGACGUAACAGGAACACCAGCUCGAACGGAGCUCAGGGUCGUUCUGAGAGAAUCUCUUCCUCAGAGCAACACCGCCGUCAUAGUCGGAGCAGUUUGUGGUGCUUUACUUCUGCUCGUGCUCAUCGCUGUAGCUGCCUGCGUUGUCAUGAGAGUGCUUCACAACCGCCAUGAAUAUGAAGGAUGUACGUCCUUGGAAAGCGUGAGCUCUCAGGCUCCCAAACCACGAAAGAAGGUGGAGUCCAGCCUGGAGGGCUCCAGGGGUACCAGUCCCUCGGGUCCACUACAGGGCCCGGUGAUAUACGCCCAGUUGGAUCACUCAGGCAGCAAAAACUCAUUCCACAAGAUGGAGCCAGUGGUCUACGCUGACAUUCGUAAAAACUGAAGAGGAACUGGGGACCAAAAGCAUUGAUAAAAAAAACACAGUAAAGUAUCAGACCUCUCUAUCAGCUGCUCUUGGGAAGGGUGGGAAUAUCUCAACAGGGACAAAAAUUGGUGCAAAAUUUUAUUUUAUUUUUUUCAUCUUUUGUCCUCUGAAAGCAUGAUGCUGUUAAUAUGAUAAUGUCGACAUGUGCUUUUGUUGUUAAGACAAAAAAAAAGCAAAGAAACACUCUUAAUGGACACUUCAUCACUCCAUCAGCCUUUAAAUGGUUCUCAGUAAAAAUAUGAAUGCCUUCAUAGAUAUCAUUCCACGUGUUAAGAUGUUAUAUUUUAAUGUUUGUAGCUUUGUGCCUACAGAAGGCCCUGCGGGCUGUUGCACCAGCUGAACACUAACCUUCAUUUCACAUUAAACCACCACUUCUUAAACCACUCAUACAUCCAAAAUAAGUCGACACUAGUCUAAACAUUAUUACAGGAAAUUAAUAACGGUGGAGGAAAGUGAGAGAUUAAAAAAUAAUCCUAUCACAUGUGAACUAGAUGACAUGAUGCAACACGUGUGUUUGACUAACAUUUAUGAAUCUCUUCUCUGGUAAUCUGGGUGUUUUUUACUAAGUUAGUCAUAAACUAUACAAAAACAAUAAUAAAAGUCAAAGAGGUCAUUACUAUUUAAUAUUACUGUUACUACUCUAAAAGCUUCUGUUAUUAACAAUUCCCAGCUCCUGUGAAUGCACCAUAAAAACAAACUUGUGCAUGACAUACUCACGUCAAUAAAAAAGGUAUCUAUCAGAAACAAUGUGCAUUCAGUUUAAAUAUGAAAGAGAAAUAUUCAUCAUUAGUUUUUCUUUACAACAGUACAGUGAACAGUGAUGACAAAAGCUGGCCGGACACUGUACAAUUUAUUGAUUUUGUGUGUUGUGUUAACUCAUCUUUUGUUUGAAUCGGCUUUUCGUCACGGCCAAAACGCACAAUUUCAGUGCUCACACUGUGCGGUUCAGUCAUGAUUCAGAUAAUGAUACGCUCUCACACAGCGUAAACACAGACAGCCUGAUAGAUUUCCAAUCAUUUUGAUUCAAACAAGGUGGCUACGUUCUCAACAAUGUUGAUUUAAAAAGGGAAAGGCAGUGUUGUGUUUGUGCAAUACUGCUAAAGAGAAAAAAAUGGACGAGCAAAAGCCUUAGAAAGGUCAGAAUUAGUCUCCUUUACUUCAAAAUAAAGUUUUCUUUCUAUAGCAGCAGAUUCUCUUUUAAGUCUGUCAUAAUCCACAACCUGGGCUGUACCGAACAGUUCAAAGCUUUCCUCAU